This is a messenger RNA of Halteromyces radiatus, 1412 nucleotides long. RefSeq lists its product as uncharacterized. The transcript has a single exon. The record is from RefSeq and is a predicted model, not a curated record. The coding region runs from base 19 to 1242 and encodes 407 amino acids. Lineage: Eukaryota; Fungi; Mucoromycota; Mucoromycetes; Mucorales; Cunninghamellaceae.
UUUUUUUUUUAUUGGCGUAUGGUCAAAACACUGUACGAAAUAUGUCUUGACAAUUUGAUAUCUUAUUCAGCUUAUGUUGAUAGUCUUACCACUGUUACAUUUGAACCUUUCAUGGUGGAUCUACUGAAUCAUAUCUUUACGGAUAAUUAUCUUAUGGACGAUUUGUCAAUGGAUAAUACAAGAAAAAGAAGUCAACGACAACAACAAUCAACAAUCAAUAUACCACAUCUUCUUGCUCGCAUUGGUGAUACUCAUGGACACUCAUUAUGUCAACCACAAUAUAUUCACUUUAGUUCUGUCGAAACUGGUUCUCAUGGUCCAAAAUCAUCAGAACAGUUAUCCUAUUUUUCUAACAGUGGAGCAACACAAUUCAUUACAAGGCUUGACUUAUCCAUGACAUGGAUAAAUGACAAUGAUAUACCUCAACUCAAAACAAUGGUGAAUUUGAAUGUAUUGGAUCUUACAGGUACAUUAAUUACGGAUUAUGGUGUCAGUCACUUGGCUCGUCUCUCUCAAUUAAAGCGUACUUCAAUGACUCAACAAGGCUUGCCGUAUUUGAAAAUUCUUAGUUUGGCUUAUAAUCGAAAUAUAACGGAUGGAUGUCUCAAACAUUUACGUAAUAUUCAUACUCUAUCUGGUGUGGAUCUCUCGACAACCAAUGUCAAUGUGGCAGUGGCUCGCUUUUGUUUGAAACAGUAUGGUUACAUCUACAAUGGUAACGAUAACAACCAAUCAGCUAUCAAACUUGGAUGUACUCCAAAAACAACAAUCAAUUUAAUGAUGACACGACAUGAUUCUAUUUUGGAUCAACAACAACGAAGCAAUCAUCAAAUUAUCGGUGAUUAUAAAGAAAAUGAACGCGAAUGGUAUUGUCCUCUUCACAAAUGGAGUCUUAUUACUUAUGGAUCAUCAUCAACGAAGGACAACAUGAUGAAAUAUCUUAUGGACGGAUCGAUUAAUCCAGGUUAUAGGAUACAUAAGAAUGAAAAAUUGAUGGCACUUUUGGGCAAUAAUUUCUUGACAGAUAAAGCACAGUGGCCUAGUAGUCAUUAUGGAUCUUGGCGUUCUUGGUGGAAAAAACAUGAUGGACAAAGGAUACUUGUGUUUACUCGACCCUCCUUGGAAAAUAGAAUAGGAUCAUCGACAUCAACUUUGACAAAACGACAACGACCUCUUACUGGCCCUUUACCUAUCAAGCGUACCAAGAACAUCAACUCUAUUCUAGAAGAAUUUCAGUGGUAGAUAGAUAUUUUUUUAUAUUGAACCCCUUCUUUCCUCUCUUGAAUCGGUUUAGCUUAGAUUAGUAUAUGUAUAUAUGUAUAUUAUAUGUAAAUAUUUUAUCAAAAACAAUAAAUUCAAUAAAGUUUAUAUAUCAUCAUCAUCCCAAACAUUUCUUAUGAACAAUAAAAAAA